Molecule: messenger RNA, 3086 nt
Organism: Nicrophorus vespilloides
Lineage: Eukaryota; Metazoa; Arthropoda; Insecta; Coleoptera; Silphidae
Product: transportin-3
Exons: 7
Coding region: 150-2957 (935 amino acids)
Biological process (GO): protein import into nucleus
Cellular component (GO): cytoplasm; nuclear membrane
Molecular function (GO): small GTPase binding
Source: RefSeq, a predicted model, not a curated record
AACUAACUUCAGGUGAGUUUUCUUUAGCAUGUAUUAAAGUGACAGUGAUUUUAUACAUAAAUGCGAACAAAACAAUUUAUAAGUGAUUAUUCUUAAAGAAUAAUGUGAUAAACAAUAACACAGAGAGUGUAGUAUCAAGUUUAUAUAAAAUGGAAGAGAAACCCAACAUUGAAAUAGUCUACAUGGCUAUAUCUGCAUUAUACAACAAUCCAAACAGUACAGAAAAAGAGAGAGCAUCACAUUGGUUAAGGAAUUUUCAGAAAUCUGUGCAUGCUUGGACAUUAGCUGAUGAAAUACUGCACCAUAAGAAAGAUUUGGAGUCAUGUUAUUUUGCAGCUCAGACUAUGAGGUCAAAGAUACACUAUUAUUUUCACGAGCUUCCAAUUGAAGCUCAUGGAAGUUUAAGAGACAGCCUGAUGGAUCACUUAAGUAAAAUCACAGAGGGAACCAAUUCCAUUAUUGUGACUCAGUUAUGUUUGGCAUUAACUGAUUUAAUAUUGCAAAUGUGUUCAUGGGAACAUGCAGUUUUAGAUUUAAUUAACAGAUUUUCACAAAGCAAUUUGUGGCCCUUACUUGAAAUAUUUAUUGUUCUUCCAGAGGAGAUUGAGAGUCGAUCAUUGAGAUUAGGUGAGAAUAGGAGGCAACAUGUUAUGGAUGAUUUGAGGUCUUGUGCUCCCACAGUCAACAACUUCUUGAAGCAUUGCUCGAAUAUGUAUUGCAAUAAUUUGCAUGAUAAUGUUCAGAUAACUUCUAAGAUUAUUAGGUGUUAUGCAUCCUGGAUAUCAAUAGAAGCUAUUUCAUUGGAUGAUGUGACAGAUCAUGUUGUUGUAACAAAUUCAUUGAUGAUACUCAGCUACAAACAAGAGAAUGCUAAGUGCCUCCCUGUAUCUAAUACUCUACACGAUGCUGCAACCAAUGCGAUUUGCACGUUGCUGAAACGACUGGAAGUCAACAACAAUCAACAGAACAUCGAGAGUUACUUGUGCAACCACAUCUUGGAGCUUGAGGUGCCAUAUCAUUUGAGCGUUGCAAAUGAAGAUAUUGAGAAGUCGAUGAACUAUUGCCGCAUUUUCACCGAGCUGGGUGAAACGUUCCUAUGUAAAAUCAUUUAUCAAACUACGGAGCAGUACCAGCAUCAGGCGAUCAAAGUCUUUGAUUUGAUUUUGAUGUGCGUUGGGCAUCAUGACUAUGAAGUUGCAGCAAUAACAUUCAAUCUGUGGUUUUUGCUAAGCGAGGAAUUGUGCCAGAAGAACAGCAAACUUCUGAUCGAAAUGUUUAGGCCGUAUAUAGAGAGAUUGGUGACUGCACUGUGCAGACACUGCCAAAUGGAACCGGACUUGGAUGGACUGUUAGAAGAUAUGGACGAUUUUAAAGAUUUUAGAGGAAAAGUCUCAGAGUUGGUUAAAGACGUUGUCUUUAUUAUUGGAAGCGCGUCGUGCUUCCGAUACAUGUUCAUGAAUCUCCAAGGAAACAACGUUACCUGGGAUAUAACUGAAUCUGCAUUAUUCAUUAUGCAAGCCGUUGCGAAGUAUAUUGUACCGAAUGAAAAUGAAGUAGUUCCGAAGGUAGUCGAAGCAAUUUUGAACAUACCUCCGAGCACGCACAUAGCAGUCCGUUAUACGUCCGUGCUUCUGGUCGGAGAGUUGUGCGAAUGGAUCGAAAAACAUCCUUCGACCCUUGACCCGAUUCUGAACUUCUUAGUGAACUGUUUGUCCGAGCCAGGCAUCGGUCCGGCCUCUGCAACCGCCAUCCAGAACAUUUGCGCGGCUUGCAAUGAGCACAUGUCCAGACAUGUUCCGGUCAUGUUGCAACUUUUAAGACAGGUUGAUAGUUUUGCUAUCACCAAUGACGCUGUAAUUGGUUUACUCAAGGGUGUUGCUGCAAUCAUUAGCAAGUGUGAUUUGGAUGAAGUGACGCCAUCCUUAAGGGAUCUUUGUUCGCUGCAAGUGAAUCCUUUGAGCGAGUUAGUUGAUAAUAAUAUAGCGACUGUGCCUAAGACAAAGGCAGACCCAGUUUUAUGGCUUGACAGAUUAUCGUCGAUUUUUAGGAAUCUGGUAAUCCAUGUUGAUAACGAUGUGAUAAAUCCGUGCAAAGUGGUUGUGUUGGAAGUCUGGCCGGUCAUGUCGAAAGUCCUCAACAAGUAUGCAAGUGAGUUGCGUAUAAUGGAGAGGUCCUGUCGUACGGUCAGAUUCAUGUUACGUUGCGUUAGUCAGCAAGUGAAGGAACUGCUGGAAAGUCUAGUGGGCCAAAGUGUUUCCAUAUACGCGAUGUAUAAACAUUCGUGCUUUUUAUAUUUAGGAAGUAUAUUGGUCGACGAAUAUGCAACUGACCCUACCUGCGUUCAAGGUUUAUUGGACAUGCUGGAGGCUUUUAUAACGCCUACGUUUGAGUUAUUGCAAGAGAAGGAAGGUCUAAGGAAUCAUCCGGAAACUGUAGAUGAUUUCUUCAGACUUUGCGCUCGUUUUCUGCAGAGAUCGCCUGUACCCUUUCUACUCAGUCUGACUUUACCUCUGAUCAUACAGUGCGGCUUGAUGUGUUGUUCAUUGGACCACAAGGAGGCCAACAUUUCCGUGAUGAAGUUCUUCUUCGAAAUCAUCAACACGGGCAAGAUUGCUCGCUCGCACGAUGAUUUCCCGCAGCGGAAGCAACUUGUCAACACGAUAGUGUUGGAGUACGGACAGCAGUUGGUUGACAAUUUGGUGCAGGCUAGCGUCUUCUCACUGCAUCCCUACAUGCUCUCCGAAGUGGCCGACGUUAUUGUGGAACUCCUUAGAUAUAAUAGGGAUUUGUCAAGCGAAUGGUUAGCCAUCACUCUGCAGGGAUUGCCGAAGGAAGGAACGGGUACUAUCACGGUGAAACAACAACAAUUGACGGAUGUACACGCUUCCGUUGUAAAGUCAGAUACAUCUAAAUCUGUAACGUACGCGCUGAAGGAUCUGGCACGUCUAUACCGAUAGUAGAGUUAUUGAUUUGUUAUGUACUUUUUUUUUGAUGUAUCUCACGGGUUUUAUUUAAGAAAAUAACUACGUUUCGAUAUACUCCACAUGAAAACUGUGAGACGCGUAAUCCAUGGUUGGAAAUCAAAA